This is a messenger RNA of Antechinus flavipes (yellow-footed antechinus), 9344 nucleotides long. RefSeq names its product ubiquitin specific peptidase like 1 (gene USPL1). Gene Ontology annotation, biological process: protein desumoylation; Cajal body organization. The transcript has 7 exons. Lineage: Eukaryota; Metazoa; Chordata; Mammalia; Dasyuromorphia; Dasyuridae. Gene Ontology annotation, molecular function: SUMO binding. Gene Ontology annotation, cellular component: Cajal body. The record is from RefSeq and is a predicted model, not a curated record. The coding region runs from base 2580 to 5873 and encodes 1097 amino acids.
CUUGUUUGGAUGGGUGGGGAGGGGGAGCCGACCUCCUGACUGUAUGGUGGAGCGCGCCACGGACUGAAGUCUGGACCGUGGAGGGACUGAGGGAGGCUCAGGUGGGGCACAGGGACUGGUUUGGGAUUCGAGAGGUAAAGCCUGAAGAGAAACCAGAGUUGUGUCCUUCCCCGAGUCGGGUAGUGCCACCACUCCCUCCCCCAGGCAGGUUCCCUGUGGGCUGCAUUUCGGCCGUGGGAGGUGGGGCGUGUUCGUGGGCUUGGGGCUCUGCUCUGGACUCACCUCCGAUGUGAGGCGUCCUCAUCCACAUCAAGUACCGGGAGCUGAAUCGCCCCCAGUGUCCCUAGGGCUGGCCCUGGGACCACAUGGGGUGACACUGCGAGCCCCGCCGAUGGUGGCGGGCUGGGACUGAAGCUGGGUCUUGUCAGCCCGUCCUGGAGGUUGGGAGAGAACUGAACUCGGGGACCAGCUUAACCACCUCUCCUUGUGAACACAUAUAUAUAUAAAGUCAGUAGUCUUUGGUCGGGUGAUAUCGAUCAGUUUGCAUUAAGUAAUGCAGCCAACCGUCCAGCCUAGGCUUUGACUCGGAUAAAAACCUACUGACAUGACUGCUGUCUCUCCAGGUGAUAAACUACCUGCCCAGCUCUACCGAGGGUGUUACUUUAAAAUAUCUAAACUAUUAGCUUGAAUGGUUCUGAGAUGUUCAGGGUUCUCCAUUUCAGGAUGUGUUCAAGAUUGUCUUUUAGUAAUUCAGCCCAUUAUUAGUUUAUAGCUUUUGUUAGGAAGAAGGGGAUCCUAAAGAAAAAUAAAAUCACUUUGUGCAUUUAGCGGGUAAAUGGAUUUUUACAUUAAAGAAGGUAUUCUUUUCAAGGUAGAGGGCCAUUUUUCUUAAAAAUUAAUGUCUAAGGAUAGGUCUUUGUGAAUUGUAAGUCAGUUUAAAUACCGUUCACAAAUUUACUUUAUUCCCAUAAGUGUAGAGUUUGAAUUAUCUGAAUUGAAACAUAGCAAGGAAAUAUAUUGAACUGAUACGGCUUGUGAUGAGUGGAUGAGUGGAGGGAAGAAUGUUAUUUAGAUUCAGAUUAAGACCAAAGUAAUUUCCUUAAGUAUAAGAUGAUAUCAAAGAUUUGGGUUAAAAUUCACUUUGACAAUGAAUUAUUUUAGCACGUACUGAAAUUUUUUCUACCCAAGAGAUUUUUAGGAUAGCCCUGGAACAGUGCUUUUCAGCAUUUGAGAACUGCAAAAGGUUCCCUUAGCAGGUAACCUUAGGAUUCCCUAACUUAUUAUCUGCAUAAAAUUUGUAUUAUUUGUAUUUCUGUUUCUCAUAUAAUUUAUAUAGGUUAUUCAACACACAUACAUAAUCACCUCCAAAAACCCCUAAAUAUUUCAUUCUUGUCAGGAAAAAAUAUUAUUAAACCUGAGGAAAUCUUAUGGCAAUCAAGGUAGGGGGAACAAGUGCUCUAUGCAUUUCCUCCCUCCUUAGAAAUUGAAAACAGUUAAAGGAUUGUUUUAAAACAUGUUCCCAGAAUAAUUCCAGAAUACUCAUUUCAAUUUGUUACUAGAAUUAAAGUAUCUUAUCUCCAAACUCCGUUAAGUAUAGCUUGCCUUUUUGCUAAAUUAUAAAGCUCUUUUUAGAUUAAGUACUAUUUAGGAUAUAUGCUGUUGGAAAUGAAUCUGAGGGGCAGGAAGAAGAUCUUGCCCCAGUCCCACAACAAAAAAUUUGUGUGACUAAUGUAACAGAUGACUGUAAAAGAUAAGUGCCAGUUCUAAUACAAUAUAUUUUUCAAAUUGUGAUUUGGAUAAUAAUUUCACAGACAUUUUUAUCUUCGAAUAUUACUUAAUUUUCAACAUAUACUUAACACAGACUUUUUCUAAAAUUAAAUGGCUUUUCUAAAAAUUAAUUGGAUUUUGACUUAACUGCCUGUUGACUUUUUUUUUUCCAGGGUUCAUUGAAAAAUCCUUAGUGAUAUUGACUAAGGACAUAUUGACAAGUUACAUAAAUUAGCCAAUGACUCGGAAUGAUGGAUUCCCAGAAGAUUGGAAAUGGUUUGCCAGUGAUUGGACAAGACACUGGUAUAGGGAUAUCUACACUCCACAUGGUGGGGUAUUUGGGAAAAGUCAGUGAGCUUGUUUUCCACUCUGUGCAAAGUUGUUUUUUUCUUCUGUUUUUGAUCCAUUAACUAAUUUGGUUUUUAUUUUUACCAAAUAACUUUUUUUUCUAUAAAUUAUGCUUUCCACGGAAAUCUUAUGGCAAUGGCGAAAGAUUAUUUUCAUAUAUUUACCUCUGUUUUAUUGACAUAAGAAAGUGUUUAGUUUAUCCUCACAAAUUUAUGGUUUACCUUAAAAAUCAUGGAAUCUGUUCAUUGUUGAUAUCACUUUUUGUUUACAAAUAAAAAUGAUGCUGUUUUAAUAUAGAAAUCUUUUAAAAUUAGUGACAUUCUUUUUUGACCAACAAUUUAAAUUUUAAAUCCUUAUAUGCAUUUCUUUUAUUUGUCAUAUUAAAAAACUAUUUCUAGUGUAACUGUUAGUGUGAGAAUUGAAAAGAUUUUCUAAUGUAUUUUCACUUCUUUCUUUGAUCGUGUAUGGGAAUACAUACAUUUUACCUUGUUUUAUUUCUUUCUCAGAAGUGUGAUUCAGCUAAACUUACAUCAGAUGGGUAUUGUCCAGCCUGUAGAAAGAAAGGAAAGAUCAAAAUUUUAAAGUCUUAUCGAAUCAGUUUUCAAGAAUCUAUCUCUUUGUGUGAAGAUCCACAGUGCAUUUAUCCACUGGGCUAUAAGUCACUGGAUAACAUUAUAGUUCCUAUUGAUUUGGAAAAUUAUCAACCUCCCUCUAAACAGCCAAAGAGGAAGAUCUUGGAAAGUAACAGUGUUGCUUCAUCUUUGGAACCAAAUUCAAAGGAAGAUGGCAGCAAUACUUUGUUUGACAAUGAACAUACUGUGAACAGUGAGGUUACUCACAGACAUGAUGAAUAUAAUUUAUAUAGAACUUCAUCAGAUUUAUCUGUUAUGUUACAAGACUGGCAGCAAAAUCCAAACAGGGCACCUGAAUCUUUGCAGCAGAGUGUGAUUUUGGAAGCUGAAAUUGCAGACCAGAUAACUGAAGAACCUCCUUUGAUUGUUGGCUCCCAGACUGAGAGUGUUCCAAAACCUGAAGUGGAUGCAAGUAAAUUAGAAAUCCUACUGGAGGAUAAAAGUUUGCCUUUUGCUGAAUCUACAUGUCUUCAGUGGAGAAAUGCAUAUGCUCUCUGUUGGUUAGACUGUAUUUUAUCAGCAUUAGUGCAUUUGGAAGGGUUAAAAAAAGCUGUGACAGAACUAUGUCCUAAAGAAGAAUCUAUUAUCCAGCAGUUGUAUACCAAAUAUAAUCAGGCAAGCCUGCUUUUGACUGCUCAUCAUAUGAAUGGUGCUAAAGAUGAAAGUUGUAUAAAGAAUGUUUCAGAUAGACUUCGAAAGGCUGAAACUCAUCUAAAUGAAGUCAGAAACAAAAUUUUUGCUAAGCUUCAACCAAAACUUCAUUGUAAGUUAGGUAAUAUGGAAAGUCCUGUGUUUGCAUUUCCCUUGCUUCUACAAAUGGAACCUCUCAUUGAAACACUCUUCAUGUCAUCUUUUUCGUGGAACUUUGAGUGUUCUCAGUGUGGAAGCAAAUAUCAACAGAGGUGUUCAAAGAAUCUGAUAACCUUCACAAACGUAAUACCUGAAUGGCAUCCACUUGAUGCUGUCCAUUUUGGUCCAUGUAAUAGUUGUAAAAGCAAAUUACAAAGAAGAAGAAUGGUCUUGGAAAAAGUAUCUUCAGUAUUUAUGCUACACUUUGUAGAAGGCUUGCCGAGUAAUGACUUGCAGUUCUAUUCAUUUCAUUUUGAAGGCUUUUUCUACCAAAUAACUUGUGUGAUUCAAUAUCAAAUGAAUGAGAAACAUUUUAUAACUUGGAUUUUGAAUUCUGAUGGAACUUGGCUAGAAUGUGAUGAUUUAAAAGGACCAUACUGUAAAAAACAUCAGAGAUUUGAAGUUCCUGCUUCAGAGAUUCACAUUGUUAUCUGGGAAAGAAACAUUUCUACAACAGUAGAUCAAUCCAGUAUAGCGUUUCCAGUUCAAAAUACAGAAAGUUUCAGCUUGAGUGAUUCCAAACCAGAAUCUCUGGCAUUGUGUUCCGGUGAUGAUGCUGCCACUGACAUGUUUUCAACAUUUGAUCAAGACAAUAUUUUGAGUACUCCAACUACUGAUCCACAAUAUGGAGUAGGCACAGAUCAUGAAUACAAUUUACUUUCUGGUCUAGAAGAUUUGGUAGACAAUGAUGUUAUAACUUUGACACUUACAGAAAUUCAUGUUGAUUCUGAGGGCAAUCCAAUUGAAAAUCAGCCUGUGAUAGAUCAGUCUCUGAUAAAGGAGAAGGCAGUUGCUGAAAUGGACACUUUACAAAAGCAAGAAUUAGUAUUAACUUCUUCACAGUCAGCUCCAUAUGAGGAAAUCCUUGUCCAACCUCAAACUCUACCUGCAAGCAUCCUAACUCAAAAUGCUAGUAUUGAUUUGAAAUCAGAUCAGCUGAAUCUGGAAAAUACUUCGGGUAUUAUUUGCAUUAAUAACACAAUACAUGUGACUGCUCUUCCACAAGGAGAGAAACCAUUACAAAUUGAAGAGACAAAAGUUAAAUUUUCUCCACCUGCCUUGGAGAAGGGUGCUGUAUCAAGUCCGGUCCUUUCACCAACGGUUGAAAAACUUAUAUCAAAACAAAGUGUCUUAUCUCAAGUGUCUAAUUUGAAAACAGCAAAUAAUAUUGCAAGAGAUUCCCAAAGUGUAGUCCUGGAUUCAACACAUAAUUCUUCACAGUCACAGAAAAAAAAGUUUGUAGGAAGUUGGGUAAAAGGAUUACUAAACAAGGGAGUUUCUUUUAUGCCAUCUUGUGCCUCAGCUAAUGAAAGAAAGGUCCAUUUGCAAAAGACAACUGACUUAAACUCUCUGGUUAAAAGGGCAAAUAAUUUUCGAGGCUUUAAACCUAAAGGUAUAACAAAUCAAACAAGUCCUCAAGCACCCAAGAAAAUGUCUAGGUCUGUAUGCAACUCACUUCCGGUUCUUAAUUCUUCACCAUCAAAUGUAAGUACAUCUUUACUACCUGAUGAAGUUCAGGAAGGUACAAAGGUUUUGACUAAAUCCUUGCAUAAAAAUGUUCAGUCCCUCUCUAAUGGAAUAUCUUCUAAGCACAGUUUUAAUGGAAAUGAAAAUCACAUCUCUUCAGGGACACAUGAGAGUCAAACUCACAAACUUCGUCUAAAACUUCUUAAAAAACUUAAGGCAAAAAAGCAAAAGCUGGCCACUCUUCAAGCUCUCCAAAUAAAUGGAAAGCCUCCAAAGAAAAUUACAAAACUUUUGCCCCAAGAUACAUCUCAAAAUGAAUGUGAAUCAUUACAAGGCCUCUUAAUGGAACUCCAGGAUCAUAUCAGUGCCACAGAUAAUAAAUCUAAAGAUACUGCACAUUCUAAUAUUGCUCUGCAUAAUAGCCCAACUCAUGAAGAAUUUUUAGCAGAAUUACUGUCUUCUACUACAACUGUUGCCUCAUCAGAACUUCCAAGGGAAAGAGAAAAUGAUUGUGAGUAUUUGGAGAUGAUACAUAAUCAUAACAUGACACCAACACCUAGUGACUUUGUCAGUGGAUUCUCUUCCUCUUAUCCUAGCAAAGACCAUAAUUAUUAUAGUCCUGUAAAACAAAGUCAGUAUGAAGUUCAGAUAGACUCAAUAACAAAUAAUUCUUGUGCUAAAACAUUAAACUUGGAAAAUCCCUUAAAAACAGAUAUUCUUGAUGAAUUUUUUUCCACUUCAGUAUUAAAUUCUUCAGCAGAUGACAUAGAGUACUUACCUCAUUUUGAUGAAUAUAUGUUUGACAGUUGAAUGUUUGUCAGUGUUUUUAGAAUUUAAUAUUUGUAAUAUUGCUUUAGAAAAAAUAUUAAAUUAUGUUUUCAAAUAAACUGCACGCUGGCUGUGCUCAAAAUGUAAAUCAGAAACACUGGUUUGUGAAAUGUAUUGUUUAUUUGAACAAAAUGUAACAUACUGAAGUCUUUAUUUCCCAAAAAGCACUUCUGAUUUCUGAAUUAAAAUGAUCGAAGUUCUGUUUCUAACAUUUGGGGAUUAAUUUUUUAUUUUGUGGAACUAAAGCUUAGUUUUCUACAACUUAAAAAGGACAACCUUUUGAUCUCUACUGUUUAAAAAUUAUAGAUAAGGAUAAAACUAGUUUAUAAAUACCAGGACUUUUAAGUAAAAUGUAUGACAGAGCUUAUUAAUGGACUUCAAAUAGGGAUUCUGUGUUGAAAAUGUAAUGAUUUUAUUAAAGGAAUCUUUGAAUGGCAUAGAUGACAGUAAAUUCUCAAUAAAUAAUUGUAAACAAAAUAUUGCUUCUUUACACUCGUAGAAGAGAACUUCUCCACCUAUAUAUCACAUUGGGCAGCUAGGUAGCACAAGGGAUAAAGUUCUAAAGUACUGGACUCAGUAAGAGUCAUUUUUCCAAGUUCAAAUCUGGCCUCAGACUCUACCUGUGUGACCUGGGCAAAUCAAUUGACCCUUAUUUGCUUUGGUUUCUUCCAUCUGUAAAAUGAACUGAAGAAGGAAAAGGCAAACCAAUCCAGUGUUUUUUCCAAGAAAACUCUAAAUAAGAUCAGGAAAAGUUGGACACAAUCGAACAACAAAAUAUGUUCACCCUUUCCUAAAUGUGUUGUUUUCCAUAGUAAAGUGAUGAUAGGGGUAGUAUGUCUCAGUUGUUUGUACCUGGAAGAAACAAUUUUGUUUUCCCAUAUGCUACUUCCAGAUUGCCAGGAUGUAGGGAAUGAAGUGAAUUGUCAAUGUCAAUGUACUUUACGUGUCUUGUAUAUCUUAUUCAACAAAUGUUUAAAUAACUGCUGAAAUGAUUGUAAAGGGGGUAGCCCUAGUUACCAAGAAAGAAUAGAUAGGAUUAUGAAGGUGAGCAUUAGGUUAUUUCACCAUAUUGUGAGAAAAAAUAUAGAAAUAUAGCCUAAUUAUACUAUUUAAGGCCAUUCUGGUCCUCUGAUAUUACAAUGAGAACCUUGGAUUUUCAGCUGUUUUAGUGGAAAGUACCAGAAAUAGUUGACUGGAUGUCUCUCUUCCAAAAAACAGUAGGACAGCUCUUAAAGAUUGGUCAGAGAAUGUUUAAUAUUAAUUUAUUUUGUCACUACAACUUGAUGGGAAAAUCAGUCUUUUUAAUCUGAUCUUUUUAAGACAGGGAUUCUUUACUUGAGAGUCUGUAAACUUAAAUUUUUUUUUUCUUUUUAAUACUAUGUAUUUUAUGCAUUUCAAAACAUUCUGGGAAGAGGUUUAUAGGCUUUUACCAAAGGGGUCUGUGAUAUGCAAAAAGGUUUAGAAUCUCUAUUUUAAAAAAUAUUUUUCAAGACAUCCUUUCCACAUAAAACACAAACUCAUUUGAAAUGCCUGUUUUACAAUGUAAUAAUAAUGCCCCAGGAAGAGAUUUCUGAGUAACCUUUGUUUCUCCCCCUCCUCCCUUCCCUUAUAAAUAGUACAGUAUUGCUUUAAAAUGUUCAGAUUCUUCUCUAAAACUUGAGUAUGUAAAUGGGUCAAAGGACAAUACAGAUAGUAGACUGAGGAGUUGACCUUAAUAGCAAAUCUAAGAGAGAUGUGGUUUCAUGUGCCAUGUACAAAAAGCUUCUAAGAGACAACUCUGACUUAGUUUGGAAACUUUCAACACAUGCUACAAAUGUCCUGUGAUCCAGGAACAUUUUAUUGUUAAAAAUAUUGGUUGACUUUCCUUCUAGCAAAUGUAUGCAACACAUACUGUAGAAUGUAUACAGAACUGUGCACAGCAGAGGUAGUAAUUCAAGACGAUGCUGUGAAUCCGUGCCUUUAAGGAGCUUCCCAGUGUAAGAAGGAUGAUAGGAGACAGAUAAAAUGAAAGUCUUUCAAUAAAAUGCCUAACAAUAUGAUGUUAAAAAAUGGUAGCACUUUCUACAAGUACUAAAGGAAUAUAAGAGAAAUCUCAAAUAUACCAGAAGAGUGUUUUAGAAUUGAAUUCUUGAGAUAUGCCCACAGGAGAGGUUAUAGAAAAAGAGACUAUCAGUGUAAUAUUGCAAUUUUCAAAUGGAAAGGAAAAAAAGACUUUUAUCUUAAUGAGAGUGAAUUAGCAUUAUGUAGCUUAGUGAAAUGCCCUGUUUUAACUCUUGAAUUAUCAUGACAUCACUUAGGAAAGGAGUUACCAACAUGUGCUCAGUGCUUAGAGAAGUUACUACCAUCUAUCACAGUUUUCUAAGGUAGUGUAACCAAGUCCUAUUUAAUAGGAGGAUAUGACUAUACAUUACUGGAAAACUAGAAAUGUGAUCUUUUUCAAAUUCUACAGAAAGUCCACUGUUCAAAUAUUAGAGAAUUUCAGAGCUUAGUCAACACUAGGUGUUUGGUACUGUGUGCCAGUGCUUUGCUUACAGUGUAUGAACAGCAUCUCUAAUCCACUUAAUUACUUUGUUGAUUAAUAGCAUCUAGUUGCUCCCUGGCAUUUCAGUCUCUACUUACUUUACCCAGACUUAAAAUUUAAGCACAUAAAAACAUCUCUGAUUUACAAAAUAUUUGAGGGUGAUCAGCCUUGUUUAGCCUGGUAUUAAAAAGACUAGCGAAAUAAAGAAUUAAUCUUGUUCAAAAGAUGUGAACUGUUUUCCAAGUUUGAAAUGGUAUCAACCAUAUGUGAAAAAAUGCUUCUAAUCAGUAAUAAUGAAAGAACUAUAUUAUGACAAGCAAGAUGUCUUAUCCAUCAAAUUGGAAAUAAAGUUUGAAGGCUUAUGGGAAUAAUGUUUGAAGACUUGCUAAACAGUGGAAAAAUCUUUGAAAUUAAGAUUGAAAAGUUAACAGUUCAAUACCCCUUGUCCCAGAAAUCCCACUGUGGAGCAUGCACCCCACAAGGUAACAGCUAAAAAUAUUCAGCAAUUCAUGGUAGUUAACUGGAAAAGUACAUGCACUUGGGUUGGGAAAAUGUUGAACAAAUAGAUAAUGUAUACAAAUAUAAUGGAUGCUGAUGAACACGAAUUUAGAGAAAUAAUGAAGACAUAAACAGAUAUAGAGCAAAGAAAGAACCAGGGGAAUAUUAGACAAAAUUUAUAGGAAUAUAAAUGAAAACAAAAUUAAAAGAUACUUCUAUACAAUGACUAAUACUCAUGUUAAAAUAGUCUCCGUGAAGAAAUACUAAAUUAUAAAUGUAGAAUGUUGCAUGUCCUGUCAGUUGUAACUACUGUUAUUAGAUGGUUUUGCUUAAGCUUUAAAAAAAAAAAAGCAGGAUUGGAAGGAAUAUUGGAAAAUGAUUGUUGAGUCAAAAAGUGUAUCAAUAAAAUAUCAUUAAAAUCUUCAAAAAGUUAA